Mercenaria mercenaria is the source of this 6947-nucleotide messenger RNA. Its product is annotated as serine/arginine repetitive matrix protein 2-like. NCBI's taxonomy places the organism in Eukaryota, Metazoa, Mollusca, Bivalvia, Venerida, Veneridae. Gene Ontology annotation, molecular function: protein binding; nucleic acid binding. The record is from RefSeq and is a predicted model, not a curated record. The transcript has 15 exons. The coding region runs from base 220 to 5496 and encodes 1758 amino acids.
GAGUCUCGAGGUAACGAAAAAAGGAGUCUUGCACAAGUUGCGUCCCUUGAAAAGAAUGUGUGUUCCGGCGAAAAAAAAUGUUGAAAAACAAAGUAUUUGCUGUACUUUGCAAUGAUAAUAGUUGGUAGCAAAUGCUUAAGUACAAACUGAUAUACAUGAAUACUAUAUAAAACAUUGGUAGAACUGCAUCAAAGAAAGGGAUACUUACUGAUAUUUACAAUGGAUGAGGUUUUGUUGGGACGUGCAGUAGAGUAUCAUGGGCCAGAUUUUCUGCGUCAGCUGCAGCUGGAACAGGAACAAGUUCCACCAAACAUAUUCCUACAUCUACAGAAACAUCGACCUCAGUUACCAGAAAUCAAUGACCCACAGUUUAUUUUGAACAUGAGAAGAUUUGUUGCAAAGAAAGCAGAUGUAUUGUUCCGACCAAUGGAGAAAAUUGAUCAUCAGAAACCUGACCAGAUGGCUGAUGAAGAUUCCUAUGCUAAGAUGCCAGCAUUGGAGACAUUUAUGGGAGUAGAUCCACAUACUGCUAGAAAACAUCUGUAUUAUAGUUUGCAGAUAAAGGAUGUAGCUGUUGGCGUGGUAACAUCCAUCAUGGAUACAGGACUAGUGCUACAGCUUCUGUGUCUAGACGAGGGAAAAAACAGAGACAUAAAUGAUCUUAGGAUAAUUGCAUUUGUUCACAGUGCAGAAAUACCGAAGAUGUUCCCAACACAGAACCCAGUGGAAGGAUACCAAGUUAAGGACUAUAUCAGAGGUGUAAUUGUGAGUGUUAACCCGGAUUCUGAGACAGUUCUGAUGUCUUUAAUGGAUACCGCUCUUGAAGGUGUUGAUGGACCUAAACCCAGGCUUGGACUGAUUCAUGAAGAGGAUUUUCCUGUCCAGUAUAGGAGGAAACUGCAUAUUCGAGGAUUGACGUUUGAUGAAUUAGUUAAUUCUAUCAUCGGCUUCACAAACCCUGGCAACGUCCGCUUUCUUUUGGAUACCUUGGGACAGAAAGAAGAAGCCUCUAUGAUGAGAGGCCUGUACCGAUUGAAGAUAUCAGAGAAAGACUACGCUGAAAAUCUACGGAAGUCGCAGUCACAGAAAUGGGCCUACCAAUGUGUUGCGCAGGGUAUACAUGAUUUCAAAGCAGGCAGACAAACAGAAGCAAUGCAGUCCUUCAACAAAGCUUUGCAGAUAGAUAAAACUAAUGUUGAAGCCCUGGUAGCCAGAGGCGCUCUGUAUGCAAACAAUGAGAGUUAUACACGAGCAUUGACAGAUUUUGAAGAAGCUUUAGAAAUGAAUCCUAAACAUCCUAAUGCUAUAAAAUACAUGCACGAGACUUUACUGGCGAAAGGAAAAUGCCAUGAAGAUGACAGACAGCUUUCUGAUGCUAAACGUUGUUACCAGCGAGCUGUAGAAAUCAUGCCAGACUCUCAUGAAGCUAAAGAAUACCUUAGAUACAUUGAAUACAAAGAGGAACGUGAUGCUGGGAGAAGUGCCAAAGUGAAGAAAGAAAGAACACCAUCACCAGUACCAUAUAAGGACACAACUGACACACUGAAAAAACUUAUUAAAGAGGAGAAACUUGUAAAAGAGGAGAAAAAAGUUUCUAGAUCAAAAAAGAGAGAUACAUCAGAAGAGAAGCCAAGAAGAAAAAGAUCACCAUCACCAAGGCGCCGGCGCCGUAGAUCAACCUCAAGCUCUUCAAGUAGUUCUUCAUCUUCUAGUUCAUCAAGGUCAUCUAGGGAUAGACAUGUUGAUAGAUCACGGGGUAAAAGAUCACCAGAACGAAGGGAAACUAAAUAUGCUUCUAAAUCUCAAGAUUAUAUUAAAAGAGAAGCUGAUCCAUAUUUAAAGUCAAAGUCACUAGAGAAGCGAUCUAGGUCAAAGGAAAGAUUUGAUGACAGGAGAGGUCAGAACCCACCAGCAGAUGUUCGUAUUGAGGAAGAUUUUCUGUAUGAAAGGGGUCAGCGGAAAGAUGAUGUAAAACAAGAAUCUCAGUCAAGUUUUUAUAGUUUUAGUAGGAACAACGAAAAGAUACCAGGGUUAGGCGACAGUCCACCACCAGACGAAAUUGAACCAGUAAAACAGUUAGCCGAGGAGAAACCGUCAGCAAGGCAACGCUUCGAGGAUAGGUCAAAACAUGGACAAGAUGAGAGAAAAUCCAGACAUCCCAGUGAUGAGAGAUCACCACUUAGAAGGAUCUUUGAAGAAAAACCUCCAUUAAGACAUGAGGAAAGGGAUCCUUCAUUGGGUCGUGAAAUGAGUUAUAGGGGCCAUGAAGGUUCACAAGGAAAUUAUAAAAGAAGUAUUGACAAAGAUAAUACAUGGAAGGAUGAGAAGGAGAAAAGACAAAGUCAUCUAGAUGAUGAAUAUUUGUAUGGAACGAGUCACAGUUAUGAGCAAGGGGACAGGCGAAAAGAUUAUGAACAUGGGGAUAGACGAAGAGAUUAUGACCAAGGGGACAGACGAAGAGACUAUGAACAGGGGGACAGAAUAAGUGAGUCUUAUCCAAAAUUGAAAUCAGACAGAAACAGAAGUAGAUCACCUGGUAGAGAGGUCAUGAUCGGAAAUAAAGGGAAUCCAGCAAUGAUGGGAGGGCGUGACAGUGUCACACCUACUAAAGAUGAAGUAAGUGACAGACUAGGAUUGGAAGACAUCUCCUCGCCUGAAGAACAUGAUCACCAUGGUGCCGAUUAUCGUUAUAGGGCUUACGGUAGACAAGAUGAGUAUAGGAAGUAUGAAAAACAUGACGAUUAUAGGUACAGAGAUUCUAGUAUAGACAGACGAAAGGAAGAUCAAAUAUAUAGGGAUCAAAGGAGGUACUCACCAGAUAGACGAGGGUCACCUAGAUUUGGGUCACCAAGAAGACAUGAAUCACCUUCAAGAAGAGCAACUGUUAGAUACGGAUCACCUACUGGACGUCGUUCACCAUUUAGACAUGGAUCACCUCCAAGACAUGGGUCACCUUCAAGACAUGGGUCACCAGCAAGAUGGGGUUCAUCUCCCAGACGAGCAUCGUCACCUAGACAACAGGAAGAUAGAUACUGGCAAAAAGAUCGACAAAUUCCUGAGGAAUUCCUUCAAGAAAGAAGAAUAAUAUCAGUAUCAAAGAAGGAAAAAAAGACACCAGGAAAGAGCUAUGAGUCAGAGCAUCAGGAUUAUAGAAGAGGGUCACCGCCAAGAGAAAGCGACAGACGAAGAUCAUCAGACACAUACCAAUUCAGUGAUAAUCAAGAAAAAAGAAGCAUAAUGUUUGGACAGAAUGAUAAACAGGAUAGAAGACAGUCUCCAUUUUAUGACAAAUAUGAUAGAAGGGAUGACUUUGAUCAAAAAGGAGGAAAACGGAAGAAAACAUUUAAAGAUGACAAAUCAAGAUCACGUUCACCCGAAAUAAGACGUAUUAAAGAUGACCAGUACAACCUUUCUACAAAAGAAGAUUAUUACGAAAAGAAACAAAGAGAGGAGUAUAGUGAGAAACGGCAAGUCAGUAUUAAGAAAAGAAUUCCAGAGUCAAGAAGUAGGUCAAGAUCACCUCCGCGACAGAAACGUGACGAUAAAUAUAGAAGUAGGUCAAGAAGUAGAGAAGAAGAGAGCUAUCACAGGGUCAUUGCAGUGAAGCCAAGGAAGUCGGAAGGUAGAGAAAAGCAAAUCACAAAUAGGACUCCAUCAGGAGAUUUUGAAAGAAGUCAGAAGGCCAGUAUUGAAGACUCCAAUCAAGAGCAAUCAAAACCUCUGACUGAUAUAUUUGCCGAUUUACCACCACCUAGAGCAAAUAAAGAUAAACCGAUUAUUUCCACUUAUGUGCCAAGAGCGGUUAAAUUGAAACAACAGCAUCCGGCCGGUCUCAAUCCAGAAAGUAAGCCACCAGCAAUGGAACAGAAAGUGGAAAUGAUAAACAGAGAAGCAAGAAAUGUAAAUAUCACAUCGGUGGGGAAUAUACAAUCAUCAACAAAAGAUAGUGAUGGUGGCAUGAAGAGUGAUCCAAGAUUCAAAUUUAGACCAAGAACUCCUCCAGAAAGCAAAAGAAGGUCAUCAAAGUACAAAUCAAGGUCACGGUCUCGUUCUAGAUCCUAUGACAAGUAUAAAAGGAGCAGACGGUCAAGAAGUAGGUCAUACUCUCCGAAGUCACGCUCUCGUAAAUCACGUUCAAGGUCAAGGUCACGUGACAAAUACAAAAGUAAAAAGGAUGAUUACAAGCGACGAAAACGAUCUUACAGUUCAUCUAGUUCAAGAUCACGUUCCAGGUCAGUGGAAAAAUCUUCCAGUUCCAAGAAAAACAGGAAGUUCUCAUCUCCAGAAAGAAAAGAAAAGAGAAUUGUUAUGCCUGACAUCGAGCUGCCUAAAAUCAGUAGCCGUUGGGAUAGUCCAGAAGAAAAGAAGAGUCGUUGGGAAACAAUAAAUACUGGACCUAAAUUGAUGCCUGAAACUUCGGUAAGUCAGGCGCAGGAGAAGAUUGCCAAUAUGUUAGCAGCACAUCUGAUAUCAAAGUCCCCGCCUCCUCACCGUAGAAUGAAACCAGAAGAAAAAGCUGCCCUGAUGAAGAAAUGGAAAGAGUUAAGUGUUUCGCCACCACCUGGGGCCGAAACUGAAGAUGAAAUUCCAAGUAUCGUUAAAGCUAGAGCAGCUAAUGUUGAGAAAAGGAUACUUACAGUAAAAAAUGAAAAAGCUGAAGAAUCAGUAAAAGAUAAACAAACAGACGACCGAACAAGCAAACAGAAGAAAGGUUCAGUAGAUAUUCAGAAAGUAAUGAAGAAGGGUUUAAGAUCAAAAUGGGAUUCAGAUAGUGAUAGUGAACAUAAGGCUAAAAAGCCCAGAUCUAAGUCAAGGUCACCGGAGAGAAAUUCUAGGUCUAGAAAUAAAAAGGAUAAGAAAGAAAAAAGAGACAGGUCAAGUUCAAGUGAAAGAAGUAGAAGUAAAACAGAGAAAAAGAAGAAAAAGAACAGGUCUAGAAGUAAGGAUAGAAGGCAAAGUUCCGAUAAGAAGCGCAGGUCUCGCAGUAGGAGUAAAGAUAGAAAGUCCAGGCGAUCAAGAAGUAAAAGCAAGGAGAGGAAAUCGAGUAGAGAUAGGAAAGAUAGGUCAAGGAGCAAAGAGAGAAAAUCUGGUCAAGAUAGCAAAAGAAGUGAAAGUAGUCGAAGAAGUAGUGGGAAAGGAUUGCCUGAUGUUGUGCAAAGUGCAAAAAAAGAUUCUGAAGAGAAAAGAGUGUUCUGGUUUCACCGUGACGCGGUUCUAGCAGAUGAAAAGAAAGAAAAGAAAAAGUCACGUUCGAGGUCAAGGUCACCAAAAUCAAAGCAAUCGCCAGGAAUGGCUAAAGGAAAGUCAUUUAAGCCAACAUUUAAAUCUAAAUGGUCCAGUGACUCGGAUUCAUCAGAUGAUACUUCUAAACAAAAAUCUAAAAAGACAAACCAAGGUUCGGCCAUUUUACCAAAGGAUUCACUUACACAACUUGAAGAAUUUUACAAUAAUUUGAAAAAGGAGAAACAGCGGAAAAUGUCAGGCGAGAAAAAAUGAGAUUUUGUUUUGAAUGAUUACAUAAGGAUUCAUUCUUGAAAUGAGAUGAGUCAAAUUUAAACUUUAUGUAAAUUGAGUACAGAAAGUGAAAAAGGAUGAAUAAAAUUCUAUAUGGCUUUGGUGUAUUACGCUGCAGACUCUAUUUCUUCAGUUUUCUUUAAUUAAAUCUGAUAGGCGGUUGGACAGUGUUUUUAUAAAGGGUUGCAUACGGAAUACAACUUCAGCUCGCAUAGGCUAAAAAGACAGCACUAUGUUUCACUCGAGCUUCCUGUAGUAAGAUUCAGUUGACGUAUCGAGUCAGCAAAUUUGUUUUUGCAAAUUAUGUUUUGGGAAUAACCGAACAUUGAAUCGUUGGGUGAUGUAGGUGUUUAUCAUACGCUGUGUUUCAUCAUGAACAAAAUUGUUGCCGAUGCACGGUAACUUUUAGGUACAGUUUGUGAUAAAGAUUGAAUGGUACAGUGUACUAUAUUGUUAUUGUGUUGUUUGAAACAUUUUGUCCGGUUUUUAAGAUAUUAACGAUGAUGCGGGAUAGAUUAGCUUAUAUUUAAGCUGUAACUGUGUUUGUUCAUGUUGAAUGAUUUUAGAUAUCAUGCCAGGUGGUACAUUUUAUGUUAACAUGGUUUACAAAAGCUACUGCUUUGUUUAAUGUGGUACUUACUGAUUGUUGUACUUAUUCUAAGAAGCUUAGUUUAAAAGAAGAUUGGCAUUUUGUUAAAUUGAAUGUUACUGAUUUGUUUUUGUGUGCGAAUCAAGGGAACAUUUUGUUGAAAAUGGAACUAGAUCUAGAUUCUACUAGCUAAUUUAAAACAUGCAAAAAAGAAAAAUUUAACAUUUUAGUGUAAAUUUCGAGCUUAUACCUUUGAUGAAUACAUGCCAUGUGGUCUGUAUCCAUGCAGCUUUUUUGUUAGAUGUUAAAGAAAGUCUAGUCUUGUUUGACCUACACAUUUUGACUAAAUAUUACAUCUGUUUCUAUUGUCUUAUUACUGUCGGUCAUAAAAUGUAAAUGGAUUUUCUUCAGUUAUUGUGUUGUCACCAAUUUUAGAGAAUUUGGGAUUUCAGCGAGUGUAUUGGAAACAUAUUUUGGACGCGUUUGUCAUUACUUAUAAUUUUAUAACACGAAGCUGCAGACUGAUAAAGGUAUUUAUAGGGCAGAAACUCGCAGCAGGAUUGCACAAGACGAUUUCCAUAUACUAACAUUGUCUUCAGGAGCAAAAUGAAUACUGUAAAAUGCUGUUACAAACGCUGCUCAUUUUGUCAUUCAUAAGCACAUGCUGAUACAAUCAACUCAUUUCAUCAAUUUGUUUAAGUUGCUAUCCAAUAGCAGAAAACGUGCAAGGCUUUUUUAUAUGCAUUGAUGAUUUAUGUGCUAGAUUUGAAAUUUUUGUUGAUUGGUACAUCAAAAUAUUGUCCUAAAAUAAUUCACUUAUGAAUAAAGGUCAUAAAAGUUGAAA